Molecule: messenger RNA, 753 nt
Organism: Plenodomus lingam JN3
Lineage: Eukaryota; Fungi; Ascomycota; Dothideomycetes; Pleosporales; Leptosphaeriaceae
Product: 60S ribosomal protein uL30
Biological process (GO): maturation of LSU-rRNA from tricistronic rRNA transcript (SSU-rRNA, 5.8S rRNA, LSU-rRNA)
Cellular component (GO): cytosolic large ribosomal subunit
Molecular function (GO): structural constituent of ribosome; RNA binding
Source: RefSeq, a predicted model, not a curated record
AUGGCGUCCAAGUCCAGUGUGCCGACGCAGAAUGACAUUCUGAUUCCUGAGACGCUGCUGAAGAAGCGGAAGUCUCAGGAGAAGGCUCGCGAGGAGCGCGCGAUUGCCACGAGAGAAAAGAGAGAGAAAGCCAAGAAGAAGCGCGGCGUCAUCUUUACGCGAGCUGAAAAGUACGUGAAGGAAUAUCGCGACGCCGAGAAGGAGCGGAUCCGGUUGUCACGCGAAGCCAAGAAGAGCAACAGUCUAUAUGUGCCAGCGGAGAACAAGCUUGUGUUUGUUGUGCGCAUCAAGGGAAUCAACAAGAUUGACCCGAAGAAGCGGAAGACACUUCAGCUGUUGCGCCUCCUGCAAAUCAACAAUGGCGUCUUCAUCAAGCUUACCAAAGCGACCAUGGAGAUGCUGAAGAUUGUAGAACCAUUUGUGGCGUACGGCUAUCCGAAUCAGAAGUCGGUGCGCGAGCUCAUCUACAAGCGCGGAUACGGUAAAGUGGACAAGCAAAGGCUACCGUUGACGGACAAUGAGAUCAUCGAGGAGAACCUUGGCAAGUAUGGGAUCAUCUGUAUGGAGGAUCUCAUACAUGAGAUUUACACGGUGGGACCCAACUUCAAGCAAGCCUCGAACUUCUUGUGGCCCUUUCAGCUGAACAACCCGAAUGGGGGAUUCCGCAAGAGGAAGUUUAAGCAUUUUGUUGAGGGUGGUGACCUGGGCAACCGGGAAGAUCAGAUCAACGAGCUGAUUAGGCAGAUGAACUAG